Messenger RNA from Vitis vinifera (wine grape), 1860 nucleotides. Its product is annotated as heterogeneous nuclear ribonucleoprotein Q. The record is from RefSeq and is a predicted model, not a curated record. Gene Ontology annotation, molecular function: mRNA binding. The transcript has 10 exons. Gene Ontology annotation, cellular component: nucleus. The coding region runs from base 156 to 1667 and encodes 503 amino acids. NCBI's taxonomy places the organism in Eukaryota, Viridiplantae, Streptophyta, Magnoliopsida, Vitales, Vitaceae.
AAAUAGUGAAAGGGGCUUCCUGAAUAAAAAGGUGGGUCGAGGGUUUGUUCUCUUCCAUUGCGUUUCUCAACUUCCAAAGAAUCUCUCUGCCGAUAGCUUUUUCGGGAAGCGGCACUAAUUGUUGCCUUGCAAGCUUACUUAAUUAGAUACAUAAGAUGCCAAGGGCAAAGGGAAAUGCAUCAGCAACCUGUAAGCCAGUUGAACCUGAAAAGCUAAGCGAGCCUGAAAAGCCAAUUGAGUCUGAUGAGAGGGUGGAUCUUGAUGAAGACAAUGAUCCUGAUGAGGCAAUGGAUGAAGAGGUCGAGUAUGAAGAAGUAGAGGUAGAAGAAGAAGUGGAAGAAGUGGAAGAAGAGGUAGAGGAAGAGGAAGUGGAAGAAGAAGAAGAAGAAGUAGAGGAAGAAGAGGAAGAAGAAGAGGCUAAUGAAGCUGAUGAACAGAAAAGCCCAAGUGGUGGUGGAGGGAAGAUUGAAGACGAGGAUGAGAGCAAAAAACAUGCUGAGCUUCUUGCCCUGCCACCUCAUGGUUCUGAAGUAUAUGUUGGCGGUAUUUCACAAGAUGCUUCUGAGGAGGACUUGAAGAGCUUUUGCGAGUCUGUAGGAGAAGUAACUGAAGUCAGAAUAAUGAAAGGCAAAGAUUCGGGUGAGAACAAGGGCUUUGCAUUUGUGACCUUUAGAAAUGUAGAAUUGGCUUCUAAAGCAAUUGAGGAGCUGAAUAAUACUGAAUUUAAGGGGAGAAAAAUAAAAUGUUCAACAUCUCAAGCAAAGCAUCGUCUGUUCAUUGGUAAUGUUCCUAGAAGCUGGGGAGAAGAAGAUAUAAAGAAGGUGGUGACUGAGAUUGGACCUGGAGUUACAGCUGUUGAACUGGUGAAGGAUAUGAAGAACUCUAGCAACAACCGUGGCUUUGCUUUUAUUGACUAUUAUAACCACGCAUGUGCUGAAUAUUCGAGGCAGAAGAUGAUGAACCCGAAAUUCAAACUAGACAAUAAUGCUCCUACUGUGAGCUGGGCUGACCCUAAGAAUGCUGAUUCUUCUCCUGCUUCACAGGUGAAAGCAGUAUACGUGAAGAAUUUGCCAAAGAACAUAACCCAAGAUCAGCUAAAGCAGCUUUUUGAACACCAUGGAAAAAUCACGAAAGUGGUUUUACCACCAGCAAAAUCUGGACAGGAAAAGAGUAGAAUUGGUUUUGUACACUUUGCAGAGAGGUCAAGUGCUAUGAAAGCUCUUAAGAACACUGAGAAAUAUGAGAUAGAUGGCCAGGUUUUGGAGUGUUCUCUUGCAAAGCCACAGGCAGAUCAGAAAUCUGUUGGUGGAUCUAAUUCACAAAAAUCAGGUUUGCUUUCAAGUUAUCCACCUCGUGUAGGUUAUGGUUUUGUUGGUGGUGCCUAUGGUGCUCUAGGUGCAGGUUAUGGCACAGCAGGCUUUGCACAGCCCCUGAUCUAUGGGAGGGGACCAACUCCUGCUGGUAUGGCAAUGAUGCCAAUGCUUCUCCCUGACGGGCGGAUUGGAUAUGUCUUGCAACAGCCAGGAGCACAGCCACACACCCCACCUUCACAUCAGAGAAGUAGUGGCAGGGGUGGGAGUGGGAGUGGCAGCAAGAGUGGUGGGAGCUCUAGCAGGGGAAGGCACAACAACGAUGGUGGCCAUGGAAGGAGGUAUCACCCAUAUUAAACUGCAGGGGAGAGCAGCGGCAAUGGUUCCAAUUUACUGCUUACCUUGAGUGCCCAUUGUGGAGGGAAUUAGGUGUGAGGACAGAGGGAGGGAAUCUCUUUGCUCCUAUUCCUAUGUGUGAUUUCUACUAUUAUGCCAUUUGAGAUUAUUUAGUGUUUCACUAUAAGUAGUAUUUAACCUUCAACUCCAUAAA